UUGGGUGGCGAGGCUGCCGCUGUGCAGAGUGAGGAGCAGUCAGCCUAGCGAGCUUCCGAUUACAAAAUGGCAAACUUUUUUGCAUCGAGGACCUUCACUGCACUGUCAGAUCUGCAUCCAAAUAUGGCUAAUCUGAAAAUAAUCGGUAUAGUUAUUGGGAAAACAGAUGUCAAAAGCUUUCCAGACAGAAAAAAUAUUGGAUCAGAAAGGUACACUUUCAGCUUCACACUUCGGGAUUCACCAACCUGUUUUGUAAAUGCAGCCUCCUGGGGCAAUGAAGAUUACAUCAAGUCACUUUCUGACAGUUUUAGGGUUGGCGAGUGUGUGAUAAUUGAAAAUCCCCUGAUCCAAAGAAAGGAAAUAGAAAGAGAAGAAAAAUUCAGCCCUACCACUCCUAGCAACUGUAAACUAUUGCUUAGUGAGAAUCACUCAACGGUAAAAGUUUGUUCCAGUUGUGAAGUGGACACCAAGUUACUUUCUUUGAUACAUGUACCAGUUAAAGAGUCUUGUGAUUAUUAUUCACUGGGUGACAUUGUUGCAAAUGGACAGAGUCUUGAUGGAAAGAUUAUUAACGUGCUUGCAGCUGUCAGGUCGGUUGGGGAGCUAAAGCACUUUACAACUUCAGACCGAAGGAAAGGCCAGAGGUGUGAAGUUAAACUCUACGAUGAAACAGAGUCUUCUUUUUCAAUGAUAUGUUGGGAUAAUGAAUCCAUUCUACUUGCACAGAACUGGAUGCCACAAGCAACAGUAAUAUUUGCCUCAGAUGUAAGAAUAAGUUUUGACAAAUUUCGGAACUGCAUGACAGCAACUGUAAUCUCAAAAACCAUUAUUACAACUAAUCCAGAUACACCAGAAGCUAAUAUCUUACUGCAUUUUAUAAGAGAAAAUAAAGACAUAAAUGUUCUAGAUGAUGCAAUUGACAGUUAUUUAAAAGAUUCCAUAAAUUUGAAUACAAUAGUUGAUGUCUAUACAGUUGAACAAUUAAAGGCAAAAGCUCUGAAGAAUGAAGGAAAAGCUGAUCCUUUUUAUGGAAUUCUUUAUGCUUACAUUUCUACACUGAACAUUGAUGAUGAACCUACAAAAGUAGUUCGAAAUAGAUGUUCCAGCUGCGGUUACAUUGUAAAUGAAGCAUCUAACACUUGUACAACUUGCAACAAAGAUUCAGCAAAAUUUAAGUCUGUUUUUCUCAGCUUUGACAUGCUAAUUGAUCUUACUGAUCACACAGGUACCCUUAAUUCCUGUAGUCUCACAGGAAGUGUUGCUGAGGAGACAUUGGGCUGCACGUUUGUUUUAUCACACAGAGCAAGGAGUGGAUUGAAAAUUACCAUACUCUCCUGCAAACUUGCCGAUCCCAUUGAGGCAAGCAGAAACUUGUCUGGACAAGGGCAUGUUUAAAAUUAUCUAUCAUUUGAGACUCUGGAAAAGUAUAGGAGUUUUAACUUCCUUUAAAAUGGAAUAUUACUUUGAAAAUUAUGGGCAAAAUUGUAUUGUAUUUAUAUGCAGCAAAAUAUUUCUAUAAAUUAUUAUAAUAUGUUUCCUCGUGGAGCUGGUUUGGGGACAAGGCUGAAAGCAUCUCUCUCACUUGAGCUCACCUCUUAGAAGGCCUUUCUAUUGGCUUUGCCAUGUCUCC
This is a messenger RNA of Nycticebus coucang (slow loris), 1630 nucleotides long. It is a transcript of the gene MEIOB, whose product is annotated as meiosis specific with OB-fold. NCBI's taxonomy places the organism in Eukaryota, Metazoa, Chordata, Mammalia, Primates, Lorisidae. The coding region runs from base 67 to 1395 and encodes 442 amino acids. The transcript is spliced from 13 exons. The record is from RefSeq and is a predicted model, not a curated record. Gene Ontology annotation, molecular function: single-stranded DNA 3'-5' DNA exonuclease activity; single-stranded DNA binding. Gene Ontology annotation, biological process: resolution of meiotic recombination intermediates.